Molecule: messenger RNA, 816 nt
Organism: Anopheles marshallii
Lineage: Eukaryota; Metazoa; Arthropoda; Insecta; Diptera; Culicidae
Exons: 2
Coding region: 1-816 (271 amino acids)
Source: RefSeq, a predicted model, not a curated record
AUGAGAACCGUGCAACAUAGCAGUAUUACUAAUAAAAUGAUGCUCACGGUUCGGACAAAGUAUAUAACAACUAUUCUCAGUUUUCUGACCUGUGUCGCGGUAAUAUCCCGCAACCUACCAACGACUUCGGCUGCACCAUCCCAUUCGUCUAGCAAGAAAACCAACCACAGAGAUCCGGACCAUAGCUCUAGUGAAGUUGAGUUGCAGGAUCAAGAAUCGAUUGCAUCAUACGAUCAGCGCCAGACCGGUCAGUAUAAUAUAAAGGUUAACAUCAAAGAUGUUAAAAUCAUUUACGCCGAUAGAGACGGAAUUGAAGGCAGCUUAGAUGAUGAUACCAUCUACGAUUAUGGUGAUUACGAUUACGAUCCUUCACAUCUUACCGUAAGCCCGUUACCCAUAUUUGGCAUCGGGUCCGUGUCCUUAACCUCCAGCAAACCACCGAAAUCGUCAACAAAAGUACCUACAACAACUAUUAAGCAUGGUACAAAAUAUACCACUGAAAAACCGCAACGUACAACUAUCGCAAUCGCGUCACCUACGACACCUAAUCCACCUGCAUCGACGCCAGCAGCCAUGAUGCCAUCAUUGGUUCAAAACCAACCUUUAGAAGUGCAAACAUCAAAUGGUAUGCAGUCUACCAACACCUCUUCUUCGGUUUCCGAUGAGAAUCAGGCUACAACAGAAAGUAUUCGAACAACAGUCAAACAUUCCCAUAAUCCCAUACCACAAGUACCACCCUCUGGCCAUUACGACUAUCAGCACAUACCGGUACAAGUAAUAACUGAUCCAUUUUACAAACGAAGCAGCAAAAUAUGA